Molecule: messenger RNA, 1240 nt
Organism: Ilex paraguariensis (yerba mate)
Lineage: Eukaryota; Viridiplantae; Streptophyta; Magnoliopsida; Aquifoliales; Aquifoliaceae
Source: the annotation of a GenBank genome assembly
AUGGCACAGAAGAAGUAUGUGGUUGAGAUCGAGAAGGCCAAGGAAGCAACUGAUAGGAAGCCAUCAGUGGGACCGGUUUACCGGAAUGUGUUAGCGAAAGAUGGAUUCCGGCCACCGGUGGAAGAAAUUGAGAGCUGCUGGGAUGUUUUUCGCGUUUGGUUGCCGAUAAAACAAAAGAAACGGAAACGGGAAGAGAAGAUCAUUCCGUUUGUUUGCUUUCUCGGCAACCAAACAGAGGAACUCGAGGUUUUCCAGGAAUGCGGCAGGCACCGUUCGGUUGUUUGGGAUGAACGAGAGACAAUGGCUUCCAUUGUUCACUCCCUUCCGAAAGUUUUCGGAGAAUCUGUGGAAAAUUAUCCUAAUAAUCAAAUGCUUGCCGAGCGCGAGGUCGAGAAUGGAAAGGCAGGUAAAUAUGUGUGGCUGACGUACAAGGAAGUUUAUGAUAUAGUGUUGAAAGUUGGAGCAUCCAUCCGCAGCUGUGGUGUUAAGCCCGGUGCUAAAUGUGGAAUUUAUGGUGCAAAUUGCCCGAAAUGGGUUAUAAGUAUGCAGUUGGAUAAUGCCUGUAUAGUUUCCCUCUCAGUGAUUCAACCAAAUGUUCUGACUCUUCUGCAGGCCUGCAAUGCACACAGACUUCUCUGUGUUCCUCUAUAUGACACUCUUGGUGCUGGUGCGGUGAAAUUUAUCAUUUGUCAUGCAGAGAUUUCAAUUGCUUUUGCAGAUGAAACCAAAAUUUCAGAGGUAUUGAAAACAUUUCCUGAUACUCACAAGUACUUGAAAACUCUUGUGAGCUUCGGGAAGGUUACUGCUGAGCAAAGGGAGGUGGCUGAAACGUUUUCUUUGACAAUAUAUUCUUGGGAUGAAUUUUUGCUUCUUGAAACCGAUGAGCAUUUUGACCUCCCAAUAAAAAAGAAGAGUGAUCUUUGUACCAUCAUGUAUACAAGUGGAACAACUGGUGAUCCAAAGGGAGUAAUGAUUUCCAAUGCGAGCAUUCUUUCAAUUAUAUCUGGAGUAAAUCACCAUCUACAGAGCAUUAAUGAAGAGUUUACUGAGAGAGAUGUGUACAUGUCAUAUCUUCCUUUGGCGCACAUUUUUGAUCGGGUCAUUGAGGAAUUGUUCCUCUCCAAAGGUGCCUCAAUAGGAUUCUGGCAAGGGGAUGUUAAACUAUUGAUGGAUGACAUCAGAGAGCUAAAACCAACUGCAUUCUGUGCUGUUCCACGAGUGUUAGACAGGAUUUAUUCAG